UAGUAGUAGUAGUAGUAGUAGUAGUAUAAAAUUAGUAUAUACUCAUGUACAAGUCUGGAAAUUUUAGUAAAAAGAAUUACCCCAAAAGCCUAGGUUGACUUAUCCAUGGGUCAGUGUAUGUUGUGUACUUUAACUAUUAUCAAAAAAAGGAACUAUCCCCUUUGAGUAGAGUGGUGAAAAGCGAGAGCUUAGUCCAUCCUGAGAAAACCUAAAAGAAGCACUAACCCCCUCGACUCUCUUUCUUGCCAUGUCCCUUCUGACCUAUUUAAAUGCCAGGAGAGGAAAAAAAAUGUGUGAUGGCAGCUCUUUCUCACUUUCCUUCAAAGACCAGUCAUGGAAAUCCAGUUUGGAUUUGGAAAUCCAAAGACCAGUCACUGCCUUAGCUCCAUCGGACAUUGCAUGGUUUUGGCAGGAUUUCUAAUUACUUUCCAACUCUAAAAGAAUGCCAGAGUCUCCAACUUGGGAAUUGUUGCUUUGAUUCCCUACAGCCUUGCAGAAUCUGGAUGUUCUGCAUGAAAAGUGAAUGGAGGAAACUUCAGCAGGAUGUAUCUCAAAGUGAUCUUUUAGUGUUUUAACAGCUUCGCUUCAGAGAUGUGUUAUCUUAUUUGGUGUUGAACACCAAAGGUGUUCAGCUAGGCCUAGUUAAUGAUCAAAAAAGUGAAAAGCACAGCCUUCCACUAAGUGAACUGAUGACGAUCAUGCGGCCUCUUGACUAAUGUCUAUAAAAAUACACACUCAGUCAAAAUCUUUCCACACGGCAGCAUCUGCUUCAAAUAAGCCCUGGGUGGGAGAGGAAAAGAACCAGCCCUACCAUUCGGCGGAGUGAGGUGUUCCAUCAGGCAGCAGGUUUAGGAUGUCAUGAGAAGAUAGUAACUUGUUAGUUAUUUAAAAUUGCAUUUUUAUUUUAUUUUUUGCCGGGAACCGAGCAAAGUGCCUUGUGAGAUUUUCCUGCCCCAUGUGCCAGAAUAUCUCAACUGGCUUUGAGUAAAUCAAUCCACCUUGACUUGGGUGAGUGGGAGGCAGCAAAAAUGUCUUGUCCAAACUCUGUUGCUAGGAGAGACUGGAAAAAUGGAAUUGAUCCAGCCGUUCUAAUUAGAUUUGCAGUAUCAAACCGCAACUCGGACCUCCCAGGUAACAACGGACACUCUCCACUUUGGUUUGAUAGAUGAAGGAGAAAAAGACGGGGAGGCAGAGCCAGCUGUUCAAUGAGGCCUGCUUAAGUGGCAGAUGAUGUUGAUGGAUGGCUAUGAAAUGCUGCCUUAUUUGUUAUGCUUAACUGGGGAAAGGGGCCAAAGCACUCAAAAGAUCAAACUCUCCUAACAGAUUCCCCAGGAGAUGUGGCAUUUAACCAGGUUUUUAUACCAGGCUGCUGAUCUAGUUAGAUGGGGAGACAAGGGCCUUUGCUGAAUGUGAUGUAAGCUAAAUAUGAUGUAAAUGUAACAGUUCCUAGUAAGAGAUCCUGUAGAAGGCAAAGCUGCACACCUGUGAGUUUGUGGAAGCAUCUAGCAAACCUUUUGCAAGGAGGUAAGAAGCUUCUCAGUACCCAUGCCAUGUAUCUGUGUGUUAAUUUAAGCAAUGUCUUUUUUGUAGUUGUAAUGAUUUGUUAUAACAAUGGAGACUGUGUUUAUUAUUAUUAUUAUUAACCUUUAUUUAUGAAGCGCUGUAAAUUUAUACAGAGUUUAAAUUUUAGAGUCCUGUUGUCCCUCUCCCAAAUCCACCACUAACACCAUCCACGAAUACUAGCCUGGCCAUUCCUCAAAGUAUGGCAAUUAACUGACUUUGCUAGGUUUUUGAUUCAUUAAAUGCUGAGUGUGUAAAUUUGAUUUUUCUGUUUUCUUGCUUCCAGCAGGUAUACAGACACCUCCUUUUUGCUGCAUUGCUAACUUCAGGGGCCAAUUAAUAUUGCAAGCCUACACUGUCAUGUUCUGUAGGGAAUUUAAACAUAUUACCCAAUCUUGGGGAGACCAUGUAAGCUGAAUCUCAAUACAGCGUUCUAGGAGCAUCUUUAAACAUGAUGCCUAAGUGUAGAUCUUUUACAAGAUGAGAUAAUAUCCAUCGUCUCUUGAUAAGGAGAAGUAAGCUUCGGUCAGAAAUGGCUUCCUUUUCAUUGAACAUCUCUUUUGGAAACGAUACAGACUCUUAUGAAGAGCCUUCCUUUUCCUUGUUUGAGAUUCCUGUCUUGAUACCGGUGACCAUCAUUUGUAUCAUCUUGUUUUUCAUGGGAAUAGUUGGAAAUGUGACCAUUAUACUCAUUUUUAAGCGCUACAAGGGGAUGAGGACAACAGUAAAUAUGUAUUUAUCCAGUAUGGCUUUGUCUGAUAGUUUGAUCUUCCUUGGCUUGCCUUCUGACUUGUAUAGGAUUUGGAAAUAUCAACCGUACGUCUUUGGUGACUUUCUCUGCAAGUUUAACGUCUACCUCAGCGAAACCUGCACUUACUGCAGCAUACUGCAUAUAACCACCUUGAGUGUCGAGAGAUAUUUUGCCAUCUGUUUUCCUUUGAAAGCUAAAGUGGCCAUUACGAAAAGUCGGGUCAAAGGCAUCAUCCUGCUAAUAUGGUUUUGCUCUCUCCUGACUGCCACCCCGAUUCUCUUUCUCUUUGGUGUAGAGCACCACAACGGAAGCCUGCCAGAAGAAACAAAUGAGUGCAAAUGCAUUGAGGAAGCAGCUCGCUCGGGGCUUCUUAAAACAAUGGCAUGGCUUUCCACCCUUUACUUUUUCCUCCCUGUGUCUUGCUUGGUUCUCCUCUAUGGGAUGAUCUGUAGAAAGCUCUGGAGAACUGCACACGAACUAGAAGGGCAGCAUGCGGCAACCAGGGAGAGGCAUCACCAACAAACCAUCAAGAUGCUAGUGGUAGUCGUGGCUUUCGUGCUGUGUUGGCUCCCGUUACAUGUUGGCCGCAUCCUAUUCGCUCAAGGAAGUAUGGUCCUCUAUGAGAUCAGCCAAUACUUCAACCUUGUCUCAAUGCUGCUGUUUUACCUUGGAGCAUCGGUGAACCCAAUCCUUUACAAUGUCAUGUCCCAAAAAUACAGGAAAACUGUGUGUAAGUUUCUCCAUCAUGGCCCGAUUUGGCAGUCAAGGCACUUCAGCAGGAAUGAUAAGGCUUCUGUUGAAGGUGUGGAAAUCAGUUCCUUCGUGUAAAACAAUUUCGGAAUAAGUAAAGAUAUCAUCACCUUAGACUGCAAGAUCUUUCUUUCCCAUAUUUCUUUCAAAUGCAGUGGAGGCUGAUACUUUACUCUUACCUUACCCAGCCUGCCUGAGAGGGGUUUGCAAAAGCAAAUGCGUGUUAAUAAUUUAAUAAAAUCUAUUAGAGUAACAUUAUUUUAUUUUUCCACUGACUUUGAGGAGAGUCUCAGCUAGUCUUCUAAUGCCUGUAAUUUCAAUGUUUUCCAUGAAAACAGCAUGUAAUUUGCAGGGUUUUUAGUUAUGGCAAGCUUUGCCACAUUUCAGAGAUUGGAUAAAGGCCAUAAACACCCUCGGCUGACAUUCUGGUGGUUAAUCCCAACUAGAGUAGACCCAUUCAAUUCAGUUGUUCAAUCUGAGUCAUCACAUAUAUAUUGGACUAAAUUGGCCUAUAGCUGCUAGACUCAAUCAAUAGCUAAGCUGACAUUGCUACAUGCUGUCCUUAUCCCCAGUCCUUUCUUAUUAUGCCUUUGCUCUGAACAGUUAACAAUCUAGUGCCUCCAAUGUAAUGCUAUUAAAAGGGAAACAGAUGGAAUGUCAUUUCUUGUUCCACACCUUCUCCUAUUCAUUUUAUGUUGCAUUUCUUUAAAAACAAAAGCAAAUGCAUACCCCAAAAUAUCAGCCUUUGGGGAUCCCAUGGGUAGGGAAAUGUUGGUCUUUCAGAUGCUUUUGACCACCCUCUUAUUGUCUCUGAUCAUUGGCUAAUAGUAGUCAUGAUGAAAUGCACCAGGUUGUGGAAGGCUGCAAUAGAGAAUUGGUUUAGUCUGAUGUUUUAAUGUUUCAUAUGCAGUAUGUGUUUGAAUGACACAGUUGUAGAAGGUUGAAACGGAUCUGUGGUGGAUAGUAAAUACAGCAUGACAGCCUUCCUUGAACAGGUGCUCUCUAGGUAUGUUGGACCAUGUCUGAACUAUAGUAUGUUAGACUACAUCUGGAAGUCACAAGGUCUUUCAAAAGCGGCUGCUUCUUGGGGCGCGCUGGCCUUCCCAAAACAGUUUGAGCCCUUCAUUCCAUGAUCAUUCAUUAACAAGACUUGUUUGACAAUUUUCAUUGUCUUAAAUUUAAUCCCUUAGUAACUCAGGUACUGGUUCAUCUAACUUGCAUGUCUAUUGUACAUACUGUAUAUACAGGAGCUAAAGUUGAAGUUCCUUCCUCUGUAUUUUUACUAUCGCACACAGUAAAUCCACAAACCCGAUGUGAACAAUU
Sceloporus undulatus (fence lizard) is the source of this 4384-nucleotide messenger RNA. Its product is annotated as growth hormone secretagogue receptor type 1-like. The record is from RefSeq and is a predicted model, not a curated record. Gene Ontology annotation, biological process: G protein-coupled receptor signaling pathway. Bases 2093 to 3139 code for a protein of 348 amino acids. Gene Ontology annotation, cellular component: plasma membrane. The transcript is spliced from 2 exons. NCBI's taxonomy places the organism in Eukaryota, Metazoa, Chordata, Lepidosauria, Squamata, Phrynosomatidae. Gene Ontology annotation, molecular function: G protein-coupled receptor activity.